AUGUCUGAUGCGGUCGUGCCUUUUAUCAAUCUCCUUGAAGUUGAACAGACGGACAAGGAGAAAAAGGAGUUUAGGAAGUUGGCAGACGAAAUUGACAGUGUGUUUGGCAGGGGUGUUGUUGUUUUUGAUGUUCAAUGUGAGUUUGGUGUUCGCUUAGAUGGGUAUCUCGAUGUGUUGGUGUUAAAAGAGAUCCCAUCUUAUACUAUCAAAGAUGCCCUCAUGGAGAAGGGUGUCGAGGUGAAGACGAGUGAUACCAGAGCAUCAGCUAGUUUCUGUCCCAUGCGCGGGAAUAGAGUGCAAGUGCCACUGUGUUUUGCUAGCGAAGAGAAUCGAUGUUACAAUGACCUCCACUGCAGCAACAUUCACUCACUCGCUGUCCUUAGAAACACAAAGCCCGUCGUCGCUAUAGCAUCCAAUGAUUAUGAAAUCUACGCGUCUAAUGGGAAUAUAAAGUUAUUGUUUACGUUGAAGGACUUUGACAAAGCUACUGGUCGUCCGGAAUAUUAUAGAAAAAAGGAGUUCUUAUUAUCGAAAUCCACACUCGACAAGCUAGAUUGUUUCCCCUUUCCAUCUCAUCAGUUUAUAGAAGAAUGUCAGGAAAAGAGACAAGAGAAUUUCAGCUCUUGCACUUCAAGUUGGCAAGGCGAAAUUGUGAGUAGUGUGCGCGGCGAAAUAACGAAGGACGAGGCUUUAAUUCUUGAGAGGGAGCAGGUCCAUAAGAAAAAGGUAGAGGUAAGGAAAAUAGCGGACGAAAUUGUUGACAAGCUUGGCCCUUGCAUGAUCAUUUUAGAUGAGCUGAGACCAUUCCGUAGGAGGACUACUGAAUAUCUCAACAUAUUCUUCCUAUCAAACACAGAAGAUCUUCGAGACGUAUCCAAAACCCCUCCUAUCACAAUAAGGCCAUUAUCUUUCAGCCCAAUGCCGCUCCUCAGAUUCAAAGCCUUGAAUUCAGAUUUCAAAUUCAUCUACAUUCUCCCAGAUACAGUCAACCUACAGUCAGCCAGGAAGCUUAAUGAUGAUUUGAAAGACGAAGUGAUGAAACUCAAAAUUGACAAUACAAGGCAUAUACUCAUGAUAGCAUCUAACGAUAAGGAAAUAUACGCAUCUGAUGGUAACGACUCCCUACUCUUCACGUUGGAAGACUUUGAUGAGGCAACAGAACGCCACGAUUACUGCGAGAAAAAGAAGCUUUUACUUCCUGAUCAUAGACUCGAGUGGCUAGACACCUCCUUAGCACUAUCACUAUAUGAAAAAGAAAAGAAUACUUCCUUCUGGAGUCCCAGAUCACAUUAUUUGCCGGACGGUGCACGUGAGGAAUUGAUGGAAAAGGAGGUGUUGGCUCUGGAAAAUGAGCAAAACAGGAAAGAGGAUGCAAUGAUGAGGAAAAUAGUGCGUACAAUCAUCGAAAAAUUUGGUCGUGAUUGUACGAUUGUUUUAGACGAACUAAGACCAUUCGGGUUUAGGUAUACAGAGUAUCCGAAUAUCUCUUUAUGCCUAUUGCUUGACGAAGAAAAUCUUCCAAAUUUCCCCAGAUCUCAUCCAAUCAGUAUUAGUGCGGUGUUUGAGGGGAUGGGUGUGAAUGCGAAGAGCAUUCAGUCUAAAUGUGCAACCAGUAUUUGCUAUGUUUGUGGUGGAAAAGCAGAGCAGCCAGUCCGACAGACGACGGCGUUUCCUCCGAUGUUAUCCAAAGAAGAACAAAUCCCAAUUGCGAUGUCGAGGGAGUUCUACUGCAAGCAUGCGCAUCACGACGUGAAUGGUAUCUCUGAGAAGCCAGACAAUUACUACCCCAGUGACUGCUAUCCUGGUACUUUUCUGAAGCGAACUGUGAACGUGGUGGAGAAUAUUAGGAAGAAAUUGAGCUAA
Wallemia ichthyophaga EXF-994 is the source of this 1863-nucleotide messenger RNA. RefSeq lists its product as uncharacterized. The record is from RefSeq and is a predicted model, not a curated record. The transcript is spliced from 7 exons. The coding region runs from base 1 to 1863 and encodes 620 amino acids. Lineage: Eukaryota; Fungi; Basidiomycota; Wallemiomycetes; Wallemiales; Wallemiaceae.